ACGGCCAGCUCGAUGAGCCCUUCCCAAAUCUCGUGCCUGGGGGGUCACUGCGCGGUGCAUCCCGGCAAGCGCGGAUCUCCCCACCACUGCCCGCAGCAUGGAGAGCGUGCGUGAGCUCCAGAACCCGCUCCUGGCCAAGUCCAAUGGCCACCUUGGCAGCAGCUACCCUUACCACCAGCACCACAGCCAGGACUACCCCAGCCACCGCUGCCAGGGGAAACUGUAUUCCUACAUAUUCCAGAACACCGGUGGUGCCAGGACUCACCAGCUGCUGGAUGCCAGUUCCCUGCAGCUGGCUGUUGAAGCGUUGUACGGCCCCAGUUUCAUCCUUGUGAAGGAUGAGACUGCUCUCAAGGCCAAGGACAGCAAGAUGGAAAGCUGCGAGACCACUUUCACAGAAAGCAAAGAGUCUCCUUCUGAAGCUCCUGAAGGGCAUGAGGCACAGGGGUCCUGCUUGGUAGAGAGUGACAUCCGCAUCCAAACUGUUUCCUAUGAGGUGGAGGAAGAGGAGCUCCAGGAGUAUGAGAGCGACUCCUCCAGCGACAGCGAAAGCGAGGAUCAUUUCCUGAUGCUUCCCCCCCGGGACCACUUGGGCUUGGCUCUUUUCUCCAUGCUGUGUUGCUUCUGGCCCCUGGGGAUUGCUGCCUUCUACUUCUCCCAAGGGACCAGCAAGGCUGUCUCCAAAGGAGAUUUCCAUCUGGCCAGCUCAGCUUCCCGCCGAGCUCUGUUCCUCGCGGCGCUCUCCAUAACCAUUGGCACAGGAGUGUACAUCGGGGUGGUGGUGGCACUGAUCGCUUAUCUCUCCAAAGGGGGCCACGUGUAGCUGCCACCUGCAUGUCACUGCCAUCCCUGGCCACCGAUCUUUCUGGGACUGAGCUUUCCUGUGGAGCACAGAGCCCCGUGCCUGCGAGGGCUGCUUGCACAGCAUGGAUGUCCUGUGCAGGUUUCUUCCUCUUCCAGACAAACAGUAGACCCCUGUUCUCCCUGAGGCUGCAGCGUGUGACCAUCUAACAACAGGGGAUUGAGCACCAGCCUGGCUGCUGGGACAAGGAGGACACGUUUGCCUGGUGGAAGAUGUGCAGGACAGAAACCACACGCUGCUGCUGGGCUGGUGCCACCACCCCGAUCUGGGGCUACAGCUUCCCUUCUCAGCCCUGCUGCUGGGAGAUCCAUCGCUUCCCCAGGCUUGGCUCAUGAAGGUACACGCAGGGAAAAGAGGGGGUAUGGUGCCAGGGAAUGACUGCUGCUUCUUCUGGGAGGCCAGAGUCCUGGUGGGCUCUCCAGACUCCUGUGAUGGGGACGACAUUCUCACUUCAGUGCCGUGGCCUGACCCCUCAGCUGCAGUGAAGUAGAAGGACAGAGCAUGGACAAGACCAAGAGGCAUGCCCUCUGCAUCCCUCUGCAGACAGACCCCUGAUCCACAGGAGGACAUCCCAGUUUCUGGUCUAUCCCAAAUCAGAAACAAGGAGGAAGGCAGGCUGGUGGUUGCACACCAUCUCUCCCAUUGUUAGCACAAGCUGGUAAAGACAGCAAGGUUUUCUCUGUGUUGAUAGUGACUGUCAUGGUGAUCCUAAGUCAGAGCCUCUAUAAGGUUGCUGUCCCAGAGUGCUGGGCCCCCAAAAAUAUUUGUAAUGGAACUCUCUACCUAAGAAGUGUCCUGGGAGGGGUGCUGGCCUGAAGGAUUCCAUUCCUUAUACCAGGUCAGGGCCCUGCCCACAAAGAGGGAUGGAAAGUAAAGGCUGAUGAAACCUGCAGAAUCUGGGGUGGCAGUGCUGUGUGUGAGGGGAUGAGAUGCAGAGAAGGAAGAGGUGUGCAAAGAGCCUGAGACACAGGGCUCAACACACUCCUUCCCAUGCCUUGGAGAGAGGUAUCUCCAUCCAUCCAAAAGCCUCUGGUAACAAGGAAAUACCAAGCAUCCCCCCCAUACAUCUUACUUUUGCUCAUUUGUAUAUUGUCAGCAACACAUUAAGUGCUUCAGAGGUGGCUAUGAAGGCAAUGGUUGCCCCAAAGGGCUUUAAGAAGCCAUGCCUCACCCUCCACUCUCCAGCAUCCUCCUUUGACCACCUCUCCUCUCUCUGGCUUCUCUGUUUCCUCUUUUCUCCAUGUGCAGGAAACUGCAGGCAGACUCUGGGCAUCCCUCACCCCCUUCCCAGAGUUUCUGGGCAGGCUGCAGUCAGCUUUGCAAGAGAUGCAGCAUGUUCCUCCAGCUGGGUGCCGUUCAAAUGUACAUUUCAUCCUAAAGAAGCAUGUUAAUGUCUGCGACUGCCAUUGUACUUGAGCCAUGAAAGAGAGAAGUGCAUCAGAGACCUGUACAGAAGCUGGUCUGAAAGUUCCCAUAAUGUUUUUUAACAUGGAAGAACUAAUAAAA
This is a messenger RNA of Ficedula albicollis (Collared flycatcher), 2368 nucleotides long. It is a transcript of the gene SYNDIG1L, whose product is annotated as synapse differentiation inducing 1 like. Gene Ontology annotation, cellular component: membrane; intracellular membrane-bounded organelle. The transcript has 4 exons. The record is from RefSeq and is a predicted model, not a curated record. The coding region runs from base 98 to 823 and encodes 241 amino acids. Lineage: Eukaryota; Metazoa; Chordata; Aves; Passeriformes; Muscicapidae.